Messenger RNA from Perca flavescens (yellow perch), 2964 nucleotides. It is a transcript of the gene gramd2b, whose product is annotated as GRAM domain containing 2B. The record is from RefSeq and is a predicted model, not a curated record. The transcript has 14 exons. The coding region runs from base 107 to 1399 and encodes 430 amino acids. Lineage: Eukaryota; Metazoa; Chordata; Actinopteri; Perciformes; Percidae. Gene Ontology annotation, cellular component: cytoplasmic microtubule.
GCAGGGUCAGUUCACCUCUCUGUGUUCAGGACAGACAGACAGAAGACAGGCAGACAGGACAGACGGGUGUUUGGUCUGUGUAAAAGUUUAAAAGGUGUUGAGCGGGAUGACAGAACAGUGUGUGAACCAGCAGGAAGACGCCAGGAGGCGUAACAGAGGAACUGCAAAGCAUGAGGACAGAGAUCUUUCCGAUGUAGACAACAUGGAGGAGCGUCAGAGAUUUGAGAGGAUGGUCAACGAGCAGCAGGCCAAUGAUCCUGAGCAACAGGAGCUGUCAGGCAGGAGGAAACCAGCUUUAGUCAGAUCAAAGACCUUCGACCACUCUCUGCUGACUCAGGUCCAGCCAGAAUUAGACUCCAAGAUAGAGAGGAAGAAGUCUCACUACAGCCAGCUUUCGAAGGGCAACUGCCAGUACCAUAAAAUAUUUAAGGAGAUCAGCAAAGAGGAACAGCUGAGACAGAGUUACACCUGUGCUCUGCAGAAAGACAUCCUCUACCAGGGACGAAUGUUUGUCUCUGACCACUGGAUCUGUUUCCACUCCAAGGUGUUUGGCAAAGACAUAAAGAUCGCCAUCCCAGUGAUGUCCGUCACCAACAUCAAGAAAACCAAAACUGCCAUCUUGCUGCCAAACGCUCUGGUGAUCGCCACCGCUAAUGACAGGUAUGUUUUUGUGUCCUUCAUGUCCAGAGACAACACCUACAAGUUCUUGAUGUCCAUCUGUCUUCACCUGGAGGAGAAGAGUCCGUGCAGCAGUCCCGUCCCCUCCUCAGCAAAGAACAGCUUCAGGGGUCAAAGGUCACCUCAGUCGCCUCACUUCCCUCUGAGUUUUCCAGGUGAUUUCUGUGAUCUGGACGUAGCAGUGAGUAAGAAGAGACAGGAGAUGGAGGAGAGCAGCAGCUCGGACUCCCAGACCCCCGACUACGACAAGAUAGCAGAGUUCCCCGUUCCUCAGUUCCUGGAUGUGUUGAAGCACAAAGACAGUGCGGCCUCAACUGAUCAUCCAGACCAAAAAGUGAAGACCCAGCAGCAGAACAAGCAGCAGAACCAGCAGCAGAACCAGCAGAGCUCAGAAAAAAAGCAACACGACACACGCCACGCUGGCUCAGGGCUGGUGAUUGACAGCCGGACUCUGAAACCAGUUUCUCUCAACACUCUGCUGUUCAUCUACCUGUUAUUAGUGUGUGUCCUGGUCUUGUCUUCCUGUUACCUGGCCUUUAAGAUCAUCUCGUUGGAGCAGAGACUGACGACGCUCGGCUCCGUCGCCGAGUUCACCCACCACGAAAAUGAUUUUCUGCGGGGAAGUGACGUUAACACGGAGCUUUUCUCUGAACUACUGACCAUCAACCUGAUGAAGCUGGAGAAGGUCGGUACAGAAGAACCUGCAGAGACUGCUGGAUGAAGCUGCCUGAAUGUACUGGAAACCAGUAUAUUGUGCUGUAAACAGUUCUGUACAUAUACUAUAAAUAUGUUGCUUACUAUGGUAGAUAAACAGGCAAUACUGAGAUGUAUUAAUAUAUUAACAUAAAGGGCUUGAAAAUGAUGAUACGCACAAAAACUUUAUAUUCUGUUGAAGGGUCCAGUGUUUCACCUGUAAACCAGGUCCAGCAGUGAUGUCACGGUGUAGCCUACUGACACCCCAUGGAGUAUACACUUCUACAUCCUUGAGGAAGUUGAACCACUGGUCAGCAACAGCACAUAACUACCAGCUGCAGUUACAGACCAAUCUGAUUAACUUUUCAUUGGCUGAAACAUGAUACAAUAGUAUACAAUAGUAUUACAAUAGCACUGCAUCUGCGUGAUGUACAUCUGACGAAAUGUAGUAGAAAUAGCAGUUUUGGAAGGCAGUAACAGUACUUUAAAUCUGUUUCUCAGUGGAACAAAACCUUUGUUCAGCUCAUGUUGCUGUAUUUAUUUUUAAAGUUUAAAUAAGACGUUUUUGACCUGUUUUUCGGUCACAUUGAACUCACUUCUGUUUACAGUAUUGCAAAUCUGAAGGGAUCAACGUGGUGUUCUAUGGUCUGGAUUUAUCUUUUGACUUUUGACCAGUUUCAUGGCUGACAUAUUUCUGGCCACAUGAUUCCAUUUAAGACUAAAAACCAGUGCAGGACUUCAACCCUCUUCAUAACCCUUAACUGGGUUUUCCUCAUGUUUAUCUCAUGCUGUCUUCAAGCUGUACUUCAUUUCUAAAAUAAAAAUGAAAACAGCAUAAAACCUACAGUGCAAUUGAGGAGGACGUUAGCUGCUACCUCUGCCGUUAUGGGGACUCUAAUAGUCCUUAUCUUUCACAUUUACGUGAACAUAAGACACAGGUUUAUACAUUGCGUCCAUGUCCCUGCUGAGCACAACACAAGCUGGUCAGUUGUCUAGCAGGUCAAACCACCUUGUAGUUUUUCACAUUGUUGCUUCACUGUGAGCAUCGUGGUCCUUUAAUCUUCUACAUUUCCCCGCCUGCAUUGUUUGGUUGUGCGUUGUAUCCCUAUUUUUGCAAGAUGUAUUGUAGUCAUUCAUUCUGAAUAAAAUCCCUGAUGCAUUCAGAAAGUGCAUUCAACAAUUUUACUACUUCCAGUGCUUCCCCCAUAUUGUUACUGACAGUAAUUUAUAUGACAGCCACCAUAAUUAAACUUAGUAUGUGUAUUAUUUUGAUGUUUUAUGCAGACAUUUUCAUUUGUAGAGAAAUGAGACAAUCCCAGCAGCUUGUACAGCCGCCUGCUGCAGCGUCAUUCUUGAUUUGACCACCGGAUGGCACAGUAAUGAAGUUUCAAUUCUUACACAGAACGUUUCUACUGGGUAAAUUAACUGUAUGUUUUGAUGCAUCAACUGGAACAUUUACAUGCAGCUGUAACUGUGUGUAAACAUCAUGAAGCUGACUGUUACAGAGAUAUGAAUGAAUGUAAUUUCAUUCUGUAAAUAUAGAAACUAUACACAGAUUUUCCUCUGUUGGAUAAAGUUAUAUUUUUGCUGUAA